CCCGCCCCCUUUUUCUUUUUCUCCUCUUUCUCUCUCUCUCGUUUCCCCGCCACCGCCGCUCCUCUUCAUCAUCUCCCAACCCCACCACCGCCGCCUACACCCCGCUCCCACUUCCCUUUGUCACCCGCUCUUCUCUCUCUUCCUUCAAACAAAACAAAAAAAAAACCACGAAUCCCUUGAAUCUUUGAAAAUAUUGAGUCUUUGAAUCGCAAAAAUCCCCCUAGAAAGCAUUAAGUUAGCAGCAGUCGUAACAUUCUUGAUAUCGAUUUUCUAUUUUAUUUCGCCCUUUUUAUAUUGCAUUGAAUCCGAGGUACACGAGUCCAGAUUCGAUAAGUUCGAGUGUAGAUUGAAGAUUCGCACCCACUUCGCUGCACCCGGAGAAGGCAAUAUUUUUAGUUAGAAGAGUAUACAAUGCCGCUGGGACUGAUAUUAGGUUUAGGGAGAUCUUUCAGAAGAAAGCGUACUUCAUCUCUUGAUAUUCUUACUACAAAACGGGUUCCUCGGGGCUUCUACAAGGGAAAGAAUUGCAAGCCUACUGGUUUUCACACUCGCAAAGGUGGUUAUGUUAUUAUGCAAGAGAAGCUGCCUAACUACGUAGUUCCAGAUUUGACCGAUUUCAAGCUUAAACCUUAUGUAUCCCAAUGCCCGAUUGAAACUACAAGUGCAAGUACGGAGGCAAAGGAAUCUGCAAAAUAAAAAGAGGGAGAAAAACGUUGAACACUCCCCGUUUUAAGGAUAUUUUAGUUUUCUCUGUCUUCAUUUUGUAGCUAAACAUGACGGCAACUACUCGUUUUAUCCACUCUUAGACACCUCUACAGCUACACUUUGUUGGGAUCAAGCAGCUGUCUUUUUUCUUUUUGUGAAGAUAAUACUAUCUUGGUGUAUUAUUAAUGUACUCCUUUUAAUUUAUCGAAAGAAAGUUAUGGAUAGUGAUAUAGAUGCUAAAUAAGUUGGUCAGCUAGAGGUUGCCAGGUUCUUCAACUUUUACAAACUUUUGUGAGAUAACGCCAUCUUGGUGUAUUAUUAAUGAACUCUUUUUGAUUUAUCAAAAGAAAGUUAUUUAACUUUCACUCUUUCAGUCCCUUCUAGGAAAUACAUCGUCACUUGUGAUUUCUGUUGGGCCCAGCAUACUUGCUUAGAUCACUACUUCCUUGUGAUUUCCCAUCAUAUUAAUCUUUUCCAAGUUUUUUAAAAUCUUGAAACGAGUAGUGCUUGAGGUAGGUUAGACCCAGCAAUUCCCUAGCGCGUGGAUUAGAGCAUGGACUUUUCAAGCAUGCCCCAAAAUGAGCUAAAUUUUCAACUAUCAGAUUGCACUUUCUUAUGUUCUGUGCUGCUGCUGCUUUAUCUCCUCUCGACAUUCAAUAUUGACCUUAAACCUUAUGUAUCCCAAUGCCCGAUUGAAACUACAAGUGCAAGUACGGAGGCAAAGGAAUCUGCAAAAUAAAAAGAGGGAGAAAAACGUUGAACACUCCCCGUUUUAAGGAUAUUUUAGUUUUCUCUGUCUUCAUUUUGUAGCUAAACAUGACGGCAACUACUCGUUUUAUCCACUCUUGGACACCUCUACAGCUACACUUUGUUGGGAUCAAGCAGCUGUCUUUUUUCUUUUUCCUUUCCUUUUUCUUAUUAGGUACUGAACUUUUUAGCUAAACAUGUCAUGGCUGACAUGAUCAGUGUUUUUGGGUGUCUUUGUAGCUAAAUUCUUUAUGUUGAUUAACUAGUUUGGUUGAAUGCCCCUUGGACCAGAAAA
Molecule: messenger RNA, 1747 nt
Organism: Lycium barbarum (goji berry)
Lineage: Eukaryota; Viridiplantae; Streptophyta; Magnoliopsida; Solanales; Solanaceae
Exons: 5
Coding region: 412-696 (94 amino acids)
Biological process (GO): translation
Cellular component (GO): mitochondrial large ribosomal subunit
Molecular function (GO): structural constituent of ribosome
Source: RefSeq, a predicted model, not a curated record